GAUGGGUAAGCAUCUCCUGCUGCUACUGCUGAACCUUUCCUUGCUGUUGGGCUUCCUGCAAGCUUUAUAUUGUCAGAAGUGUGCUUAUGUCAAACCUGAUGGGAGCUGUUUAGGUCAGAGGACCGCCUGUCGUGCCCCGGAUCAAGGGGAGUGCCUUCUGAAGAAGUACUAUGAUGGUAACAGUGUCGUGUUUGGAUUCCAGGAUUGUAGGCUCAUGUGCCACAACGUGACCAUACGCCGAAGAGUUUUGCUAGCGGUUACUUCAUGCUGCAAAGACAGGGAUUUCUGUAAUGCAUUUCACCGUCUUUAAUAUUGAUCCUGUGCCUUGGUCCUCCAGUUCAGCCCUUCUCUGUUCUCAUAUGUAAGCCUCAAAGACUAGGCUUUCUUUCCCCUGCAUUGUCCAAGCUCUGAAACCUGCUCCCACUCAGCUACAAGUGUUUUAGUUUUAAUAGCUCAAUCCAUCUGAUAGCUGCUUUCUCCCUCUCACUGUUCAUGGUGAUCUGUCCUUUCUUAGAUUCUAGUCUCCUUUUGCUUUGUUCCUUCUUUCUGUAUAAUUUAUUUUGAAUUUGUUGAGGCUUGUUUUAUGGCCACUGCUAUGGGUUGAAUUAUGCCCCCCAAAACAAAUGUUAUAAUUCCUAACCUCUAUGCCUGUGGUUGAAAUCCCCUUUAAGAAUGGGUUGUCUUUUCUCCUUCCUGGAGGGGAGAUAAGAGGGUGGAGGGGGUUAGAAGCUGGUGAAAAGGACAUGAAAAGAGAGAGUGGAGGGAGAGAGCAAGCUGUCUCAUUAGGGGGCGAGUAAUUGGGAGUGUGUAGCAAGAUGUAUAUGGGUUCUUGUGUGAGAGACUGAUUUGAUUUGUAAACUUUCACUUAAAGCACAAUAAAAACUAUUAAAAAAAAAAGAAUGGGUUGUCUUUGUUAUGUUAUUGAGGUAGGAUUAGUGUAGGAUGUAUCUUGAGUCAUUCUUUUUUGAGAUAUAAAAAAGAUUAAACAAGGGAGCAGAGCAUAGAUGAAGUAAGAUAGAUGCCAAGAUCUGCAACGAACCAGGAAGCAUGGAGAUCUGCAGUGAACCAGGAAGCAGAAGUGGAAGAGAUGAGGACCUUCCUCCAGAGACAGCAGAGAGAAAGCCUUCCUCCUGAGCUGGUGCUCUGAAUUCCAAGUUCUAGCCCUCUAAACUGUAAGAAAAUAAAUUUCUGUUUUUUAACAUCCA
Molecule: messenger RNA, 1205 nt
Organism: Loxodonta africana (African savanna elephant)
Lineage: Eukaryota; Metazoa; Chordata; Mammalia; Proboscidea; Elephantidae
Product: prostate and testis expressed protein 14-like
Exons: 3
Coding region: 2-310 (102 amino acids)
Source: RefSeq, a predicted model, not a curated record